CAGCAGAGAGGUUGGAGAGCAUCUUGCUCUCGGACUAGAUAACACUUGCACUUCCCACUAUUGAAUGAGAAGUUGGGAAAUCAACUGGUGAGGAGGGGAAAAAAGGACACACGCUCCUUUUUUCAUGAGGCACUUUGAGAGAGAUUCGGGGCGUUUUUCACCUCAGAUAUUUCUCAAUGAAACUCAUGUGGACUCCGCAGGAGCUGGGGUAUGGCUUUGAGGAGUGAGUACGGAGUCUGAACACAUUUGACUGGACUUGUUAUACGCUUCUUUGUAGAUCCACAGCUUCAGUAUGGUUUUAUGGGUUUAUCCAGGACUCCUGCUGCUCUGUGUGAUAGCCUUUAGGGUGUGGGACACUGAGACCAAACCCAUACGAUUUGUGUGCAACAGAGCAGCCAGGAAGGGGUUGAAUAUUGUGCCAGAGAUGGAAACUGCACUGUCUGUCUGUCUGUCGGUCUGUCUGCAUGGCUUCUGGCACCAACCUCUUGUAUUUCAGAAUGACUGUAUUGGUUUGAUGACGCUCUCCACACCAGCUCAGCUGCCCUGCACCGAGCUGCACUUAGCAACUUGGGAAAACAAAUCAGAGCAGGAGAAAAGAGGGGACAUUGUUGCAUCACUGAAUCUUCUUAUUGCGGGUGUUAAGACUGUAAGGAUCUUAACAGAAGGAGACUGUGAAAUGCUAUUGCAAAGCCUGGAGAACAACAUCAAUAACUACCUGCUCAUACUCACCAACCUUCAGCUGAGUGGGCCAGUGCUUCCUCCGUCACUGUCCUGUGUUCCUCAAAGCUCUCUGAACCUGAGCACAGUAUUGCAGAGCUACAACCAGCUGAUCUCAGGCAAACUGGAGCGCUUCAUUGUUAACUUGGAAUACAGAUGCACUUAACAGGGACACAGGAGCAAUUCUUCAUUGCUAUUGGAGCCGCAAAGCAAGGAAAGGAGAUGUUUGUGAAGACAGAACAGUAGCAAGAAUCUGGAGUACUUCCUAACCUUUUGUGAUCCUCAUCUGUGGAAACUGCUUCUGUACAGUGGGAUAAGUCGGCCCAAACAAAACUGGAUAUAUACAGCCAAACCAAGGCAGUGAAAAAAGAGGGGGAAAUGCAAAAAAAGAAAUAUAUUUUUGCAAUAAUGAAGAUUACAGUUAAACUGACUGGUUGUAUAGGAGCAUUGUCUGGGGCGGGUGUUUAGUGGGAUAAGACCUGGAUGGUGUUUUCCAAAGAGUGAAAAAUGUUUCAUCACAGGUUAAAGGGGAUCCCUACGAACAACUUGGUACUGAUUCCCCUUCAAUCCAAAUCUGGACCAAAACCAAGCAAGUAAAAUGUCCUUCCAAAGACCAUAACAGAGCCAUUAGUGCAUUCAUGAUCAUGUGCAAGGAGCCAGGUCUUCCCUUUAAUUUAUGUCCGUCGCUUUUUAAUGUAUCUUGCACGUAUUUUACACAAGUCUCCCCAUAUGAUACUGACAACAUCCUAAUUCAUCCUCUACACAGUUAAGUUAGAGUUUAACUCAACCAUGUAGCUAGAAUUAAGAUAUCUUGGUUUUAUAGAUUCAAGUUUUCAUGCCAGACUUGUUUUUCUCUUAUAAAGAAAGAUCUGUAAAAUGAGAAACAUGAAUAUCUGUAAUAUCAUUGUGUUAACGCUGCUUGUACAUCCUUGAACAUGAGUUAAAUUUAAGCAAUAUGUAUUUACAAAAUAGACUAAAUUAAGUUUAUAUGCCUCCUCCUUUGCAAUUUUUUUCAUUAGAAAUUUAAACGGUAAAUGUG
Molecule: messenger RNA, 1756 nt
Organism: Cololabis saira (Pacific saury)
Lineage: Eukaryota; Metazoa; Chordata; Actinopteri; Beloniformes; Belonidae
Gene: thpo
Product: thrombopoietin
Exons: 4
Coding region: 293-883 (196 amino acids)
Biological process (GO): cell population proliferation
Cellular component (GO): extracellular region
Molecular function (GO): hormone activity; cytokine activity
Source: RefSeq, a predicted model, not a curated record